AUGGGCAAGGCUAGCACAUCGACACGGGGUGGCAAGGGAGCGCGCGGAGGAGGUAGCGGUAGAGGUCGAGGUCGUGGAGGCGGCGGUCGAGGUGGAGGCAGGAGUCUCGCCGACCGAUACGCCUCGGCGUUGGACAAUGACAGCUGGCGGCCCGACAGCGCUAUCGACGAGCCACAGAGGAAGGGAACCCGCAGCUCCUCAGACGGAUCAGAAGAGUCCAACUCGGACGAAGACGAGGACUCGGAAGCUGAUUCCGACGACGAAGAAGCUACGAAGAGCGAGAGCGAGAGCGAGAGCGGCAGCGACAACGAAGGAUCGUCGAGCGAUGCGGAUAGCGACUACAACUCCGUAGACGGCGGGAGCGAUGUCGAAUCGAUCGAAGUGCCAGUAGCGAUGUGGGACUUCAACCACUGCGAUCCCAAACGUUGCUCGGGCAAGAAGCUUUCGCGGCUUGGGCUCAUCCAGGAGCUUCGGGUGGGACAAAAGUUCCGCGGCAUCGUGCUCACUCCGAACGCCACGCAGACGCUCUCGCCCGCGGAUGCGCACAUCGUCGCCGAGAACGGCGUGGCAGUGGUAGAGUGCAGCUGGGCACGACUGGAUGAGGUUCCGUUUGGCAAGCUCAAGAGUCCCCACGAGCGCCUGCUGCCACACAUGAUCGCCACCAACCCGGUCAACUACGGCAAGCCAAUGAAGCUCAACUGCGUCGAAGCACUUGCGGCGGCAUUCUACGUAUGCUCCAUGCCCGCACAGGGUCGACUGCUGCUGUCCAAGUUUGGCUGGGGCGAACACUUCCCCAAGAUCAAUGCGCGCUGGAUCCGCGCGUAUCGUGGAUGUGCGGACGCACGCGAGGUCAACGAGCUCAGCCGCAAGAUGGUGGAAGAGGAUCGAGCGGAGAAGGAGGAACUCAAGAAGCGAUUCGACGAGUCGGGCGGUAUCCAGGGUACGCUCGAUCGGAUCGCCGACGAGGCCGACCAUCUGGACAGCGACGAGGAGCGCGAGGCGGAAGAACGUGCGCUGCAGCAGGACUUUUCCAAAAUUGUGCGCAUCACCGACAGCUCUGCUCAAGCAUGA
This is a messenger RNA of Moesziomyces aphidis, 1071 nucleotides long. Lineage: Eukaryota; Fungi; Basidiomycota; Ustilaginomycetes; Ustilaginales; Ustilaginaceae. The record is from the annotation of a GenBank genome assembly.